GAGCGGCCAUUUUGAGCCGAGCCCGGAACGGAGCCCCUAUGGCCGGGCAACGGCGACCCUGUGGCCGGGAUUGAGCGCGCCAUGGAUGUGCGGAGGCUGCGCGUCAGCGAGCUGAAGGAGGAGCUCGGCCGCCGUGGCCUCGACACCCGCGGGCUCAAGGCUGAGCUGGCUGGGAGGUUGCAUGCCGCCCUAGAAGCCGAGCAGGCCCGAGGAGCGUCGGGCUCGGGCUCGGACGGAGAGUCGCUCUCCGACGGACACUAUGGCAUCCGUGACAACACUCGCCAAGACAACCGGCAAGGAUAUCAGUCUUUUGAGCAUUUCAAUAUUAAACAGGAGAACGAGCUGGGUUACGAGCGGGGAUCUGUAAGCCAAGAUCGAUCAGAAAUGAAGACAGAAGUAAAGGAAGAGGAGGCCGCUCCCAGCCACAACAUACCGGCGUCUGGUUACAACGCACCCCCCUCCAACUACAGUUCUUCCAUUUCUGGCUAUAAUGCCUCAGCUUCCUCUUACAAUGCGCCCCCCUCUGGGUAUAACACCUCAGACUCCUAUCAGCCCUGGCAGCAGCAGCAGCAGCAGCAGCAGCAGCAGCCACAGCAAGGCCACAAGAGGACAUUUGACGAGUCCAGGGGGCGUGGAUAUUAUGAAUAUCGCGAGGAUAAAAGGGGUCGAUCUCCUCAGCCGCCUGCAGAAGACGAUGAAGACGAUUUCGACGAGUCCCUGGUGGCCAUCGAUACAUAUAAUUGUGAUCUCCAUUUCAAAGUUGCCCGCGAUCGAUAUAGCGGAUACCCUCUGACCAUCGAAGGAUUUGCUUUCCUCUGGUCAGGUGCACGAGCGACAUACGGGGUGCGGCGUGGAAGGGUGUGCUACGAGAUGAAGAUCAAUGAAGAGAUCUCCGUCAAACACCUUCCUCCCACUGAACCAGAUCCUCACGUAGUGCGUAUUGGCUGGUCACUGGAUUCAUGUAGCACUCAGUUAGGCGAAGAGGCUUUCUCGUAUGGCUACGGAGGCACCGCGAAGAAAUCUACUAAUUGCAAGUUUGAAAAUUACGGUGAGACCUUUUCCGAGAACGACGUCAUCACUUGUCUUGUGGACUUCGAGUGCGGUGAUGACGUCGAAAUGUCCUUCAUGAAAAACGGGAAGUGGCUAGGGAUGGCCUAUCGACUACGGAAGGAGAAUUUGGGAGGGCAGGCCCUCUUCCCUCAUGUCCUGGCGAAGAACUGCGCCAUCGAGUUCAACUUUGGCCAAAGGGAAGAUACCUUCUUUCCGGUUCCACCGGGAUUCACCUUCAUACAGCACCUCCCGCUGUCCGAGCGAGUUCGGGGCACAAUUGGACCAAAGAGCAAAAGGGAAUGUGAAAUCUUGAUGAUGGUGGGGUUGCCUGCCGCUGGGAAGACUACGUGGGCCAUUAAGCAUGCCGCAGCCAAUCCAGCCAAGAAGUAUAAUAUUUUGGGAACAAACGCCAUUAUGGACAAAAUGAGGGUAAUGGGACUCCGACGGCAGCGCAAUUACGCCGGCCGCUGGGACGUUCUCAUCCAGCAAGCGACACAGUGCCUGAACCGCCUAAUCCAGAUUGCAGCCCGGAAAAAGCGGAAUUACAUCCUGGAUCAGACAAAUGUUUAUGGAUCAGCCCAGAGGCGAAAAAUGCGUCCUUUUGAAGGUUUUCAACGCAAAGCUAUCGUAAUUUGUCCCACGGACGACGAUUUAAAAGACCGGACAAUAAAGCGCACGGAUGAAGAGGGGAAGGACGUGCCGGAUCACGCAGUGUUAGAAAUGAAAGCCAACUUUACCCUGCCAGAAGCUGGCGAUUUCCUCGACUCGGUGGUUUACAUUGAGUUGCAGCGGGACGAGGCCGAGAAGCUGGUGAGGCAGUACAACGAUGAAGGCAAGAAAGCCGGCCCGCCCCCCGAAAAGCGCUUUGACAGCUGGGGCGGUGGCGGCGGCGGCAGUUUCCGUGGCCGAGGGGGCGGCGGAGGGUUUCAGCGCUUUGACAAUCGAGGCCCGCCAGUGGGCAGUCGGGGCGGCUUCCAGAACCGAGGAGGUGGUGGCGGAGGAGGAGGAGGAGGAGGAGGCGGCUACAGAGGCAGCAGUGGAAGUGGCGGUGGAAUCGGCGUUGGCAGCGGUGGUGGAAGUGGAGGCUUCAGCCGAGGCAGCUACAACCAAAGCCGUUGGGGGAGCGGAAACCGAGACAACAAUAACAACACCCGAGGCAGCUACAACCAGAACAACCAGCAGCAGAGCAGCUACAGCCCGGCACGUGACCAGAAUCCUUACAAGAGCAGUAGCAUGGCUCCUGCCCCUCCUCCAGCCCUGGGCCCUGCCACCAACCCCCCUCCGGGGUCGUACAAUCAAGGACCACAGCAAAGUUACAGCCAGCCCUACAGCCCCCCUUCCAGCUACAGCCAAGGGGGCUACACUGCUCCCAGCUACAACUACGGGAGUUACGGCAGUUACAGCCAAAGUUACACCCAGCCUCCUCCGCCGCCAGCCCCAACCCCACCAGCCUACAGUCAGCCCAACUACAACCAGUACCAACAGUACACCCAACAAUGGAACCAAUACUAUCAGAACCAGAGUCAGUGGCCUCCGUACUACGGCAACUACGACUACGGGAGCUACACGGGCACCUCGCAGGGCAGCUCAAGCACACAGUGAUAGCUCGGGGAAGGUGUCAUUUCCCCCCCCCCCCCCCCCCCCCCCCCCCCCCCCCCCCCCCAGGGAAAAGGAACAGCACGUUCUUAACAGUGGCGGGCAUUCCUGAAUCUUGAGAGAGAGCCGGAAAAGGGGAAGUUGGGUGUCUCCGCCCAGUUUCCCUCUCUAGAGUUCUUGAGAAUGGUUGCGUUUUUACUUGUACAGCUAGGCAUGUUAUGUCCUUUCUGCCAUCCUUCAUGAGGGAAAGUUACAUGGUUCCUUGUCUCUCCUUGUUGAAGAUCAUUUUAGCUUCCCCUCAAAACCCCCUCCCUCCUUUUUUUUUCCCCUCUUCUUUUAAGAUUUUGUUUUAUUCCGUAAGAAGCUAGGGUCUUCAGCGUCAUAAAAAUGUACUCCUCUUUUUUUUUUCUUUUUUUUUAGGCCAGGACCCACCCAGAUAUAUAUAAACUUCCUGCAGUAGUUGCGGGGCAGCAUCGGAAGGGGCUCCCGUAGGAUGUUCCUCCCUUCUCUCCAGGGGUGUCCGCAGGGGAUGGUCCAGUCAAGUGGUCACAAUGCACGUUAGGAUUUGGGUCAUGUUGCGGCCACUCUGUUUGUGGACCGCCUCCUGCAGACCCCCCACCCCCCACCCCAAAUUCUCUCCACUCCGCCUCCACCCAAUCUGCUAGUGACCAUAAAUUCCACACCUUUUGGAAACUUCUCGCAGUUUGGUGUCACCUGUCUUUGAGGUGUUUUUAUCUAUCUAUCUUUUUUUUUUUUUUGCAAAUAACCAUUAAAACCGGAGGGGAGGAAAAAUGGCUAUCUUAACAGUAAUUAUGAUUUUUUUUUUAAAAAAAAAAUAUUUUUUUUCUGUAACUUUUUACUGUGGGUCAAUAGCUGUUAAUAUUUUCAUCAAGAUAACAAUUCUGUUAGUUCAGUACAGGAGAGGAUUUUAAAAAAAAACGGGGAGAGAAUCAUCUUAAAUGUGUAACUUUUUAUACGACGUUUCAGUUUCUGUAACUCUGAACCUGCUUUGUGUUGAGUUGAAUUGUAACAGCUUUUUGUAUUUGGAGAAAAAGAAUGAAUAUUGAACUUUAAA
This is a messenger RNA of Pseudonaja textilis, 3721 nucleotides long. RefSeq names its product heterogeneous nuclear ribonucleoprotein U like 1 (gene HNRNPUL1). Gene Ontology annotation, cellular component: nucleus. NCBI's taxonomy places the organism in Eukaryota, Metazoa, Chordata, Lepidosauria, Squamata, Elapidae. Gene Ontology annotation, biological process: alternative mRNA splicing, via spliceosome. The record is from RefSeq and is a predicted model, not a curated record. Gene Ontology annotation, molecular function: RNA binding; protein binding.